GUGCGGUUGAACACGUUACGGUAAACCGCAUGUCGUGAGAAACUUAUCGCGUAUGAGCUUGUACUAUCUUAAUCUAAUCGAAUUAUGACCUGACAACAUCGCUUAUCCGUGUUGAGGAUUACAACACGACCAUGAUCAGAAGGAGCAGGGUGAAAAAUAAAAUUGGUCUGGUUGUAUUAAUUAUUGGGCUGACUGUGGCCUAUAAUGAAUUCAUCGCUUAUGAAAUUCAAAGACUACACUGGGCCUUCCACAAGUGCACAGAUUGUACGAGGAUCUUACUUGUUGCCGAUCCACAAAUUUUGGGAAACGAAAAUGAGAAUUACCCCGGUGCAUCGGUGGCAAUUUGGGAUAGCGAUAGAUACUUGGUAAAAACGUUUGCAAGAGCUCUUGCGCAUUCACAACCUCAUGUGAUUGCUUUCUUGGGAGAUUUAAUGGACGAGGGUCAUAUCGCGUCUGGAGAAUAUUUUGAAAAAUAUAAACGGAGGUUUGAUUCUAUAUUUCAAACGCCAGAUGAUGUAAUGAAAAUUUAUCUACCUGGAGAUAACGAUGUCGGUGGCGAAGAAGACACCGUAUCUGCACAUAUUUCUGACAGAUUUGAAUUUACCUACAGCCAACCUGAUACUUUGAGGUACAAAAGCCUGAAUUUUUUCAAGGUAAACAGACUGACCCAUUCUGUUCCUGGAGCACCCAGCGAGGCAUUUUUGAAUGAUUAUGCAGAAAGGAAUACUACAAAUGUGGUGCUGAGCCACAUGCCGUUGCUUUUCUCUCCCGGCAGUUUUGUUCAAAGUGUAGUCAAAGAGCUGUCACCACAGUUGAUUUUUUCUGCUCACGACCACAAGGCGAUGCAUACCAGUUUAAAUAUCGCGACGGAUCAGCUGAGUGAUAUUUGGAUCUUACCUCCACAUGAAAAUCGAUUGUUUCAUCUACGACUUGAUAUGGGAGAUAUUCACGAGGUUGAAAUACCAACUUGUUCGUACAGAAUGGGAACACCUAAUAUUGGUUACGGACUAGCUUCUGUUGAUACGCAUGAGAAGGUGGUCGAAUUUACAAUACUUUGGCAGCCAAAUCGGUUUGUUCAGAUUAUAGUUUACAACUUAAUCAUAUUGAUAUUGAUUAUUUUUUCGCUCUAUUUUGCUACUGUUUGGGUUUACCGAGUUCUAUCCGGCCACGUAACUUACACAAAAGUGCCAAAUAUGCGGACAUGAAAUUGUAAUGUUUCUGGCAUAUAGUUGGGCUUCUCAUUCGGUAUAACAAACUGUUUGAGUAGCUAUAAGCGCCAGGAAGAAAUAUUAGUUUGAAAUGUGAAUAGAAUCCAAAGGCAUACAGCAAUUUCUAGUGUUCUUUUGUACAUUCAUUCUAAUUGUGACUCUUUUUUACUUUUGAACGUUGAGAUCAUUUCAAAGAAAUCCACUUUAUGUAUGUUUUAAUAGUUGCUGGCUGUAUCUAGACUCAGAUUUGAUUUUAAGCCCUUGUAUAUAAUAUAUCGGUAUUGCAAAUCAUGUUACGGGGAAUGGUGAAAGCGAUUGCAUGCUAAAUAUUAUCUAC
This is a messenger RNA of Diprion similis, 1545 nucleotides long. RefSeq lists its product as uncharacterized. NCBI's taxonomy places the organism in Eukaryota, Metazoa, Arthropoda, Insecta, Hymenoptera, Diprionidae. Gene Ontology annotation, cellular component: endoplasmic reticulum. Bases 132 to 1205 code for a protein of 357 amino acids. The transcript has 7 exons. Gene Ontology annotation, molecular function: hydrolase activity. Gene Ontology annotation, biological process: GPI anchor biosynthetic process. The record is from RefSeq and is a predicted model, not a curated record.